Messenger RNA from Penicillium canescens, 1125 nucleotides. RefSeq lists its product as uncharacterized. NCBI's taxonomy places the organism in Eukaryota, Fungi, Ascomycota, Eurotiomycetes, Eurotiales, Aspergillaceae. The record is from RefSeq and is a predicted model, not a curated record. The transcript has a single exon. The coding region runs from base 1 to 1125 and encodes 374 amino acids.
AUGGAAGAUCCACGGGAUGUCUCAAUCCAAAAUUCACCCCAUCUCAGACGUCUUUCUGACUACCUUUCAAGAUCCACAAUUUCAGAUGCGUACACUGCAGCUCGAGGUCCCCUUGAUCUAACAGCCGACCCCGCCACCCUACCAAAUAUUGAAAUGCGGAAACUCAGUUCCUACUUCCAGGCCGGCCCCAGAGGAGCCGCCCCCAGUAAGAAGGGACCUGCGACUGUUCACAAAGUCAAAGGAGCUAAUUCCCGUAUAACCAAGCCGGCAAAGGCAGUACGUCUAAGCCCUGCAGGCAGAAAGCAGGUAGCCCAAGAGACAAUAGCUCAUAUUCCAACCAUUUUGCGCUCGGCAGACGCUGGAUCUCGGCUGGGUUACAAAGUUACCAAGGACAAUGUUGGCCCUCUGAACUCUAAAAUGGAAGAAUGUCAGGAUCUGUCCACUCGGGUAAUAGUCGUGCAGGGAGAUACAUAUGAUGUCGCCGUCGCCCUUCAUAACGCCCGCGAUCUCAUGGAUCAUGCUGAUCCAAUGCCAGUCUGUGUUCUCAAUUUUGCAAAUGCCGAGACUAUCGGGGGUGGUUGGCUUCGUGGUGCCUCUGCUCAGGAGGAACAACUUUGCUACCGAAGCACCCUCAGUGAGACUCUCUUGCCCCGACUUUACCCUAUGGGCGACAAGGAAUGUAUUUACUCACCCCAUGUGAUAAUUUUCCGUGAGAAUGAGAAGCGAGGGUAUAGCUACAUGUGGUCGAACAAGCGAGACCCGCUCCCACAAGUCAGUGUCAUCAGCAUGGCUGCGCAAAGGCACCCACCUACGACCGAAGCCAACAAGUAUCUGAAUGACACUGAUCAUAAACUUACGAAAGAUAAGAUGCGAAUGAUCCUACGCACGGCAGGACACAAUCGUCACCAACGCCUAAUUCUAGGCGCCCUUGGCUGUGGCAUGAUUGGUCAUCCGGUUCAGGAGGUGGCUGAUUGCUGGAAAGAGGUACUCAAUGAGGUAGAGUUCCAGGGCUUCUUUGAUCUGAUUGUUUUUGCCAUCUAUGAUGCAAGCAAUGAGGGUAACUAUAAAAUCUUCCAUGCCACUUUGCAUGAAGAUGUGGAAACUGAUUACGAAAAUAUCGAGUAA